AAAAGCGUAAGCCUGAUUUCUUAAAAACACCAGAGCAUUCAAUGGGGCUACAACUUGACAUUCCUUAUUACCACUAUGGGUUUGCAAUCGAAGUACAGGGAGAACAGCAUGAUAAAUAUAUAGAAUUCUUUCAUAGAGGAGACCCGAAUAAUUUCAUCAGACAGCAAGAGCGGGAUCAACUCAAGAAAGGAUUAUGUGAAGAAAAUUCGAUUAUUCUAAAAUACAUCUGGUAUUAUGAAGACCCACACAUA
This is a messenger RNA of Funneliformis geosporum, 251 nucleotides long. NCBI's taxonomy places the organism in Eukaryota, Fungi, Glomeromycota, Glomeromycetes, Glomerales, Glomeraceae. The record is from the annotation of a GenBank genome assembly.